AAAUGGGCUACCUCGACGAGCCCCGAAACGCCAAUCGAUCGUUUUAUAUUUGAAGGGCCUGAAGCGAUAAUUUUUGAGCUUGUUUGGCUUCUCCACGACACUUCAGUCGUUUUUAACUCCACCUAGGCGCAGUGGGCUUCAAUCAGGGUUUGUUGAUCGUUUACAAGCCAAACGGAUAACUAGAUUCUUCUAAUAACGCAUUAGCCUCAAUUAUCUCUUGAACGGUGCAACAAGUAUUCGUCGUGAGCGAAGGGAGCCUAGCUUGAUUGGGGCAGGAGCGUGAACGUCGGUACGGGGGCUAUAGCGGGGUUAUUGGCACAAAAACCCCCGUUUCUGUGCUAUAGUUUGUUGGCGUAUAUGAUAUCUCAUAUUCGGCUGUGUUCACUACAAGACGUUCGGGUGCCGGUCGAUGGUCUGACGUAAAUUCAAAGGCUCGAUAACACAAGCGGGAGAGGGUAUCUUGUUAUAGCCAUGUUUCUACCUAUGAGGACGUACCAAGCAAAUAUGUUCACGCAUGGAGUUGUCAUUAUGCCGACUGAUGCACGCCAGCGCAUUUAAGAAUCGGAGCACCAAAGUAAAGCCAAUAUUAAAAGUCAGCGCUUAACAAGCGCGUUCAUGACCAUUGUGUCAACACGAAACAAAACAUAAGAGUUUGCUUUUCACAUAGUAACAUAGCACUCUAACUGUGUAGUUUUUCAAAAGCUCCGUUAUCCUGACCUGUAUACCACAAAUUUCGUUCCACACGUCAUUUUGUGGUGAAUAGUUCGAAAACAGAAUUAGAGAACCCGGGUUAUUGACCCAACCAGAAAAAAAGCAUUGGCCUACGUACAAAAAGCUCGAAGGUGGAUUCAAACAGAUAUCAUAUGUGAGGGCCUGUUCGAGUAGAUGAGGCCUGUGCAGGUUUUGCCCUCCCUAUCAAUAGACGAAGUUGAUAGACCUUCGUUGAGCACUGUCAGUCUCGUCAAAAGCGAGUCUUGUGAAGCGUCUACCCGAAGCUUAGCGGUGUCCAUCGCAACCGGUAACAGCACUAACAAUAACUGUUCAGAAAAAAUGACGUUCGACUCCGUAAAAGAUCGAAAUAGUGGUCGUGAAAUUCGCAAUUUUGCCGAUUCUCAUGACAAUGAUGUCGGCGUUUGCGGUUGGAUUCUUACACUGGGAUCACUUUUUCUAAUCGGGGCAACUUUUCCUCUGUCGCUAUUCUUCUGCAUUAAGGUCGUCCAAGAAUACGAGCGCGCUGUGAUCUUUCGAUUAGGCCGACUGCUUUCCGGUGGAUCUAAAGGACCCGGAAUUUUCUUCAUUAUGCCGUGUAUCGAAAACUACACCAAGGUUGAUCUGCGAACUUUGACGUUCGACGUUCCUCCCCAAGAGGUUCUCACAAAAGACUCAGUUACCGUAUCGGUCGACGCAGUCGUCUAUUACAGAAUCCAAAACGCGGCUGUGUCAGUGGCCAAUGUAGAAAACGCACAUCAUUCAACAAGACUCCUUGCCCAAACUACUCUCAGGAACAUGCUGGGCACGCGUAAUCUUCAUGAGAUUCUCGCAGAUCGUGAGCAAAUUUCGGCCACAAUGCAAAACACCCUUGAUGAGACGACGGAUGCUUGGGGAAUCAAAGUCGAACGCGUGGAAAUUAAGGAUGUUCGACUCCCGGUUCAGUUGCAAAGGGCAAUGGCCGCCGAGGCAGAGGCUGCACGAGAAGCCCGCGCUAAGGUGAUUGCCGCUGAAGGGGAACAGAAAUCGUCCCGAGCUCUUAAGGAAGCCGCUGACGUGAUUGCCCAAAGUCCGGCCGCUCUGCAACUGCGUUACCUACAAACAUUAAAUACCAUAUCCGCAGAGAAAAACUCGACCAUCGUGUUUCCAAUACCGAUUGACAUCAUUCAGUCUUGGACCGGAGUACGCCAUUAGGUGUGAACAACGCAAUGAAUAUGACCCCCUUCGAUAUCCAAUGGAAUACUCAAAAACAAACUUAUUAUUGAAUUGAACUUACGAAAAAUACAGUUUGACGGUUUUAAGGUUGCCUAUUUCAAAAUAUGUGCGUGAAGGUAAAUGAUUUUCACAAGAAGCAGAAAAAGAUUACUGGAGGUAUAAUCUUCUACAAGAAUCUCUAUAGGGAAUAUUUGAUUCAGGUUGGAGCAGCCUAGGUACACUGUUAGAACGAUAGUAAAUAUUUUGUCCAUGCAGUGAUCUGGUUUGUGAUCAUAUACCUCACUUGAACGUCUAAACAACCAUAUCCGAGAUCUUUCGUUUGUCAUUAUGUAUUGUCUGAGCGGGAAAAAACUAGGAAGGAAUAUUCGUCGCUAUUUCCAACCGCGUUAAACAUAAUUGCGUCGCCCCAUUUAUUCAACGAACUGAUACUCUGUUAGCAUGCAGUAAUGAUUAAUCCCACCAGAAUGGUUACGUAUUACACACAAACAAACAAACAAACAAACACACACACAUAACACUAACGAGAUAAUUCUGAAGCACAACUUUGAAAAGCGAAUUAAAUAAUUACGUAAAUUUGGGCCGAAUUUACCUAUAUAGGGCUCAUCUGUGCUAACAGAACGGUAUAAAAUAUAUCCUUUCUAAAAGUUCAAAACUAAGUUUAGCCCUGUCGCCAUACUUCAAAGCGAUGCUAGAUGUGAAUUGUUUUCAAACGGAAAUAAAUACUUCUAUGACGAACGAUAAUUUCUCAUUAUCAAUAUAACCUAUUGUGUCAUUUAUACCACAGUAAAAACCAUGACUAUCGCGACUAAAUUCUGUACUCUUCGAUUGUUUUGCUUCAUAGAAUAAUUCUCAUAUGCAAUUUUGUGGCCAUUCCUAACCGAAAGCAAAAAAAUAGAAACAGGUAAAAAAAAAAAAAAAAAAAAGAAAUGAAAUUUUCAACAGCUCUAGCGUCUGUAUCAUUUAGCAUUUAGGAUUCAACCAAAUUUAAACCUGCUAUAAUAAAACCGUGCUAUAGAUAUAAGCAAAUAUGCUAGAUAAAACAUAGCAUUUAGUAUCGAUACAAAGUGCCCGCCUUACACUUCGAUUAACUUCUGCGAAGGCUGAUUAUAAAAAGCAAAGUUUUGCACUUAAUUUCAGUAUAGAAGUGUGGAAAAAUGGUUUAUUUAAUAAAAACCCAAGACAGAGGUUAUUUGUUGUUGAUGGAAAUAUUGAUUUGAAUUCCUAUUGAAGAUUUUCAAUCAUAAGCUGUUAACUUAUAAAAAAUAAUGAUUGACUAAUUGAUUUAAACUUGGAUUUUUGUAGCGAGACAUAUUACGUUAAAAUGUAACCGUUUUAACUGGAAGUUGUAUUUUUAAAUUAGUAUUGUACACAUACUAUGAUAAUCGCUAAAAGGUUUAUGUCGGAACAAAACAAACACUCGAUUGCUUGAUGGCAUGACAGGAGAGAAUACUUUCCAUAGCGACUUUCAUACAGUAACUUUUGCUAACCAGCUCAAGAUAUAUCCAUUUUAGCUAAGCAUAAACAUUACACUGAUUUCGAUACGAAAAGCUACAUGGAAAAAAGACUAUAUUACAAAUCUUCUCGUUAUUUUUUUUCCUCAAAAGUGUGUUAAAGCAAGCAGGCUAUAAUGAAAUGUUUUAUUCGAUUGAUCAUCUAAUUGGAUUAUUUGGAACGUAUCCUAUAUGGCCAUAGUUUAUUUUUCCAUAACAUGUUCCAAUUAGCAACCCCAGUGAAAUCUUUGGCUUAAGAUAUCUGAACGGUUCCGUGGACCAUAUCCAUAGAUCAUAUCGGAGGAUUUUGGCUAUGGUUAUAAGUGAUUGACAGUAAAAGCACGACGGUUGUCACGAAACCAAUAUAUAUAUAUAUAUAUACUGAUAUAAAACACAAUAUCAUAGCGAAACUUUCAUUGAAGAUUUUACCUUUAUAAUAAUUUUUAUAAAAAAUAAAUAUAAAAAAAAUGUAUUACCACUAUAAUAACAUGUGGAACACAAUAUUCUAUUUGUUAGUAUUCAAUGUGAUUUCUAUAGAGAAUGAAGGUUUCGUUCAAAUUAAUUUUAAAUUACUGUACAUGAAACCGAUGUCAAUAAUAGUUGAUGACGCAUCAUUAUGAUAUGUAUACUGCUUUCGAGGGACGAACAUUGAAACGCUCAUUGAAACUCAAAGCCAUUUAUCAACCAACAAUGCAAGAACGAUCCUCUAAAUAAAAACAGCAAAUCCAAAUAAAUAA
This is a messenger RNA of Varroa destructor (honeybee mite), 4150 nucleotides long. RefSeq names its product band 7 protein AGAP004871-like. Gene Ontology annotation, cellular component: plasma membrane. The record is from RefSeq and is a predicted model, not a curated record. Lineage: Eukaryota; Metazoa; Arthropoda; Arachnida; Mesostigmata; Varroidae.